UGGUUUUGUGUCCGCUGGCCAUCUUCAGUUGUGAAUCAGUGAUGGAAACUUCAGCGGCAUUGUUGUCUCGUGCAUUUUGUCUAUUAUUCUUAGUGGUGGGCAGCAGAAGUAUUGACGAUGGCUGUAUCAAGUGCCUCUGUGAAGCUAUCAAUGAGGCCCCGAUCUGUAACUACCAGGUGGGCUGCCACGAUGGAGUCUGUGGACCCUACGCCAUCACUAUGCCAUACUGGGUAGAUGGUGGUCGGCCUACUGUGGGACUUGAGGAUCGCAACGUGCCAUCUACAUAUGAAAAAUGCUCAAACGACGUGACUUGCGCAGAGGCUACAAUACGCGGCUACAUGAAUAAAUUUCACCAGGACUGUAACCAAGAUGGGUCUGAAGACUGUUUCGACUACGCUGCAGUGCAUUUUCAUGGAGGUUACAACUGCAAUCAACCAUUGAGAGAACCGGUUAGGAGAGCUCUGGAUAACUGUUUGAGACGUUUAGGGGCUUAUCCACAACCAGGACCGGGUGAACUACCCGGACAACAGUAUCCACCGGUACAACCGGAGCGUCCACAAACACCGGAUCUACCGAUACAACCAGAGUUUCCACGACAACCGGAACUACCUGUACAACCGGAAUUUCCAAUACAACCAUCACAACCGGAAUCAACCACCUACCCUUCAAUAGACAUCCGGUUUGGCGAAAACAAAUAGAAUGGUCAUAUUCAAGGGGUUUUUGCUCUCAUGUCACACUAAUCUAUGAAAAAAUUAGUGGUGAAUUAAAGUUCAUUAUUGUGAUUUAUUUUUUAGACUAGGCUUAGGCUGAGAAAGACGUUUUUAUAUUUGUGUGUUCUUAGUAGUAGAUCAAUAAAUUGUGACACUCCCUUUGUAACAAUUUAAAGGUUUUCUUAGUAUUAUUUGAUGCCGUUAAAUGUUGGAAAAUAAUAUGAAAUAAAGAAUCAUGAUGAAGCCAAAGGGGAAACACUAAAAAUAAAUUAGUUCAUCAAUUAUUUUA
Molecule: messenger RNA, 999 nt
Organism: Macrosteles quadrilineatus (aster leafhopper)
Lineage: Eukaryota; Metazoa; Arthropoda; Insecta; Hemiptera; Cicadellidae
Product: invertebrate-type lysozyme 3-like
Exons: 4
Coding region: 42-698 (218 amino acids)
Molecular function (GO): lysozyme activity
Source: RefSeq, a predicted model, not a curated record